Messenger RNA from Dioscorea cayenensis subsp. rotundata (Guinea yam), 551 nucleotides. Its product is annotated as FCS-Like Zinc finger 6-like. The transcript has a single exon. The record is from RefSeq and is a predicted model, not a curated record. Lineage: Eukaryota; Viridiplantae; Streptophyta; Magnoliopsida; Dioscoreales; Dioscoreaceae. Bases 107 to 520 code for a protein of 137 amino acids.
CCUCCUGCUUGGGUUCUUAUAGCAUCGGAGAAGCAAGUAAAAAGGAGGGAAACAAGGCAUGUUGCUUGGAAAGAGACCUCGGCCUCUGAUGCGGUGAACGACGAGCAUGACCGAGUCCAUCCCUGAUGUUGGAGUCAUUGAAACGAUGAAGCCUCAAGCUGAGCAAAACCAGAGAACGGCUGCGCCGGUGGAUGUCCCCGAGUGGCUUACCUCUAAGUAUGUGGUGGCGGUGGCCAGGCCCAGAGCCAGGCACCGGAGGAAUUCUGCGGAUUUCUCUGUUGUUGAUACUGCGCCUUUUCUCAAGGCUUGUAGUCUUUGCAAGCGUAGGCUUGGGCCUGGUAGAGAUAUCUUCAUGUAUAGGGGUGAGAUGGCCUUCUGCAGUCUGGAAUGCAGGCAACAGCGGAUGAACUAUAAUGAACGGAAAGAAAAGUGCUCAUUGUCAUCGAUGAAGAAAGACACUCCGUCGGUGUCCACCGGAAAUGAUUCCUCUAGCAGUGGUGAAACUGUUGCAGCAGCUUGAAAAUCAAGGGAGUAGAGAUCUUCUCCGACUU